AUGGCUAGCCCUACAGUUCUCUCGUUCGAUUCUGAGGGCCGCCCGAUUAAGUUUGAUACCUGGCUCGAUGAUCUGCACCUGUUCCUCCAGCUCACUGCUAGAGAGGAUAUCUCGCUGUACGAUCACGCACUAUGCACAGUCCCUGCUCCUGCUACUACUGCUACCGCUACUGCUCGCUCGCAGUGGCAGACUCGCGAUGCCCACGCCCGCUUUGCCAUUCGCAACUCCCUGCCAGUCGAUGAGCGUGAGCACUUCGGCCAGCAUCAGACUGCGCAGGCCCUGUACACUGCUGUAGUUGCGCGCUACUCCUCCCCGGCCUCAGCUGCACUAGGCCGUCUCUCCCUUCCCUACCUGUUCCCCGACCUGUCCGCUUUCCAGACAGUCGCUGACCUCAUCACUCACCUCCGUACUAGUGAUGCCCGCUUCCGUGCAGCCAUGCCCGCUGAGUUUCUUGCCUCCAACCCUCCCCCGCUCUGGCUCACUCUCUACCACCUAGUCACCCGCCUCCCUGACACUCUGCGUACAGUCAGGGACCACUUCCUAGCUCGCUGUCCCACUGAGCUCACCAUUGCCGCCCUCGAGAAGGAACUACUUGCAGCUGAGAAGAGUAUUGUAGCUGUAGGUGCCUCUCGUGGCGACCCCCGCACCCCUUUCUUCGAGGGGUGUUCCCCCUCCCCCCUCCUCCCCUCUGUCGCCUCUGCUGCUGCUGUCGACCUUCUUGGUGCUGAGCAGGUCGGCUCUGCGUCCGCUCCCAGCGGGCGCCGCAGCGGCAAGGGCAGGGGAGGCAAGGGCGGUGGGGGUGACGGCGGGGGAGGUGGUGGUGGGGGUGGUGGCAGCGGCGGGGGCGGUGGCGGGGCUGGAGGGGCUAGUGGCAGCGGUGGGGGUGGUGGAGGCAGCGGCGGCGGCGGUGGCCGCGGUGGGGGCGGUGGUGGUGGCGGCAGUGGACGUGGCGGCGGCAGGGGCGGUGGUGGUCGUGGUGGAGGCGGCGGUGGUGGUCGUGGAGGCUCUGGCACUGGCCAGAGUGCGCAGCACCCUCAGUCCUCCCAGGAGCUUCGUGAGUGGUACUUACAGCACGGGGGUGGGGGGGGUAGCCUUAGCUGCACGUACGUCAUCCGCACUGGUCGCCGCAAGGGACAGACGUGCGGGAGGGCGCACACUUCGCAGCGCUGCUUCUCUCGCCUAGAUGACGCUUGGCGUGCUCAGUUUCCUGACGCUCCUGAGCUCCCUCAGUGGGCUGAUCUCCUCAAGAAGGAUAUCGAUAUCUAUGCUCUUGAUUUUGAUGUUAUUCUCAAAGCAAUGUAUGCAUUGACUAUUAGUGGAGAGGAGGACCAGUACCUGAGUGUUCCGCCUGACCCAGGCAUCCGCACGAGUGAGGCUGCCGCCCUAGGUACUUGCGUGUCUGCUGCCCCAGGUACUGGUGAGGCUACUGCUCUAGGUGCGUGUGUGUCCGCCACCCCAGGUGCUACUGAGUCCACUGAGGCACUGCACACCUUCACUCUAGACUCAGGCGCUUCGCGCUGUUUCUUUCGUGACCGCACUGCUCUUGAGCCCCUUGCUCGACCAGUUGCUGUCUCGCUCGCUGACCCCUCUGGGGGUCCGGUCAUUGCGACCUCCUCCACCCUCCUUCCUUGUCCUGCUGUCCCGUCGGGCACACUGUCAGGUCUCCACCUCCCCUCGUUCUCUACGAACUUGGUGGCGGGCUGUGCGCUUCAGGAUGGGGGUGUUCACCAGUUCACCCCUGCCUACGAGCGUGUGACACACUGCACAUGUGCUCGGACGGGCCGUCACCUGGCUACCUUCACGCGGCAGCCGGGGUCGGACCUGUACACACUGACCACUGAGUCCCCUCAGGUAGCGGCGUCUGCGUCUGCGUCUGCGUCAGGUCAGCUCUCUGCCCCCUGCUCGUGUCGCUCUCUAGCGCACAAGACUGUCCUCUGGCACCACCGACUUGGUCACCCGUCAGUGCAGCGCCUUCGGGGCAUGCACGCCCGGUACCUUGUCUCUGGUCUUCCUCGGGUACUCCCUCCCCUCCCACCCUCCCUUGCUCCUCCUUGUCUUCCCUGUGUCAAGGGGCGGCAGCGCGCUGCCCCUCACUCCUCCUCGUUCCCCCCGACGACUGCUCCUUUGCACACGCUCCACAUGGACGUGUGGGGCCCAGCCCGCGUCCGUGGUCAGGGCCAGGAGAGGUACUUCUUGAUCGUCGUUGACGACUACUCGCGCUACACCACGGUCUUCCCCUUGCGCACCAAGGGUGAAGUCCCUGAUGUCCUGAUCCCUUGGAUCAGCACAUCACGUCUUCAGCUGCGAGAGCGUUUUCGCUCGGAGUUUCCUGUCCUGCACUUGCACUCUAACAGAGGUGGCGAGUUCUCCUCCGACCUCUUGGCAGCCUACUGUGCCGAGCACGGCAUUCGCCAGUCGUUCACGCUUCCGGCCUCUCCACAGCAGAAUGGGGUUGCUGAGCGCCGCAUUGGCUUGGUCAUGGAGGUCGCUCGUACCUCCUUAGUCCACGCGGCUGCCCCCCACUUUCUGUGGCCGUUUGCGGUCCGGUACGCUGCGCAUCAGCUCAACCUCUGGCCCCGUGUCUCCGCUCCGGAGACCUCGCCCACACUGCUGUGGACGGGGGAGGUUGGCGAUGCGUCACGCUUCCGUGUCUGGGGAUCCCGAGCUUUUGUUCGCGACACGUCUGCGGACAAGCUCUCCUCCCGCACUGCUCCCUGUGUCUUUCUUGGCUUUGUCCCGGAUGCGUCUGGCUGGCAGUUUUACCACCCCGCCUCGCACCGAGUCUUCCCCUCUCAGGACGUCACUUUUGACGAGUCCGUGCCCUUCUACCGCCUCUUCCCCUACCGCACUGCCCCGCUCCCUCCCCCGCCUCUCUUCCUCGCGCCAGGUGCUGCAGUGGUAGACCCCCUUCCCCCUCAGGGUGCCGCUCCCUCAGGUGUCUCUCAGGUAGACCCGGUUGAGCCUGCCGAGGUAGCUGUCGACUCGCGUCCUGCUGGAGGUGCUGAGCCUGAGCGUGCGGAGCCUGAGCGUGCGGAGCCUGAGCGUGCGGAGCCUGAGCGUGCGGAGCCUGGGGGUGCUGAGUCUGGGGGUGCUGAUCCUGGGGGUGCUGAGCCUGGGGGUGCUGGAUUUGGGGGUACUGAGCCUGGCGUUGCUGAGUCUAGGGGUACUGCGCCUGGAGCUGCUGAGCCUGGGGGUGCUGAGCCUGGUGGUGUUGCAGUUGACUGUGAGGCGCCUGGAGGACCUCCCUCUUCGCAGCAGCUGCGUGAGUGGUACUCACGGUACUGCAGCCUCCGGCGGGCUUCGAGAGUGGUACGCUCGGCACAUCAGUCUCCGUAG
This is a messenger RNA of Closterium sp. NIES-65, 3336 nucleotides long. Lineage: Eukaryota; Viridiplantae; Streptophyta; Zygnematophyceae; Desmidiales; Closteriaceae. The record is from the annotation of a GenBank genome assembly.